UGUAAUUUUCACGUGUAUAAUUACAUACUGGAGUUUAACGGCAUUUGUUUAAGAAACCUUGGUUGAGAAAAACAUAAUCAGUUGUACUUAAGACAUUAUUGCAACAAUAACCGCUACUAUGGAUUUUUCAUCAUUACUUUUUACAGAGAAUGUUAGUGUCCAAAGUUUGUUAUUUGGAUUAGUCAUUUUACUGAUUAUACGAUGGUUUAUGACACCACCAAAAUCUAACUACAAUUUACCACCGGGUCCUAGAGCUCUUCCAAUAAUUGGAAAUCUACUUCACGUCCUUUCCAUUACCGAUUUUUAUUCAAUGUUGAAAGAGCUCAGAAAACAAUAUGGCGAUAUUUUUAAACUCAAAAUUGGACCAUAUAACUACGUGUUUGUAUGUAAAACUGAAACGAUUUUGGAAGGACUAGUAAAAAAAGGACAACAUCUGAAUGGAAGGAGUUCACUCUAUGCUUUAGAUAAAGUAUUCCGAAACAAAGGUAUCUUCUUAGUUCUGGAAAACAAUGGAAAGACCAGAGAAAGUUUACCAUGUCAGCACUUCGGGAUCUAGGAGUAGGAAAGAGUUC
This is a messenger RNA of Octopus sinensis (East Asian common octopus), 572 nucleotides long. RefSeq names its product cytochrome P450 2B1-like. Gene Ontology annotation, molecular function: iron ion binding; monooxygenase activity; oxidoreductase activity, acting on paired donors, with incorporation or reduction of molecular oxygen. NCBI's taxonomy places the organism in Eukaryota, Metazoa, Mollusca, Cephalopoda, Octopoda, Octopodidae. The transcript is spliced from 3 exons. Gene Ontology annotation, cellular component: intracellular membrane-bounded organelle. Bases 119 to 556 code for a protein of 145 amino acids. The record is from RefSeq and is a predicted model, not a curated record.